AUGUUCCAGUGGGCUCUCUUCGCCCACUUCCUCGCCACUGACGCCAUGCCGUGCCCGCUGCUCUCCUACAUUCGCCUCACUGAAGAAGACACCUUAUCAUCCUCCCGUAUCUUCUUCAAGAUCAUGUUCCAGGUGGGCUUCAGAACAAGCAGGCGUGCACUGCACUCAGGUGCACUUCAGAACAAGCAGGCGUGCACUGCAGUCAGGUGGGCUUCAGAACAAGCAGGCGUGCACUGCAGUCAGGUGGGCUUCAGAACAAGCAGGCGUGCACUGCACUCAGGUGGGCUUCAGAACAAGCAGGCGUGCACUGCACUCAGGUGCGCUUCAGAACAAGCAGGCGUGCACUGCACUCAGGUGGGCUUCAGAACAAGCAGACGUGCACUGCACUCAGGUGCACUUCAGAACAAGCAGGCGUGCACUGCAGUCAGGUGGGCUUCAGAACAAGCAGGCGUGCACUGCACUCAGGUGGGCUUCAGAACAAGCAGGCGUGCACUGCACUCAGGUGGGCUUCAGAACAAGCAGGCGUGCACUGCACUCAGGUGCGCUUCAGAACAAGCAGGCGUGCACUGCGGCUUCAGAACAAGCAAGCGUGCACUGCACUCAGGUGGGCUUCAGAACAAGCAGGCGUGCACUGCACUCAGGUGCACUUCAGAACAAGCAGGCGUGCACUGCAGUCAGGUGGGCUUCAGAACAAGCAGGCGUGCACUGCACUCAGGUGGGCUUCAGAACAAGCAGGCGUGCACUGCACUCAGGCUCUUUGCUCACUUCCUCGCCACUGAUGCCAUGCCCUGGGCGCUCUUCUCUUAUAUACGCCUCACAGAGGAAGACACCUCUUCCUCGUCCCGCAUUUUCAUCAAGAUCAUGUUCCAGGAGAUGUGGGAGCAGCUGGGGCUUCACAGGAUGAAGGAGAGGCUCAGUGACCUUUCAUCUACGUCUCUUUUUCCCCAUGUCCCCCGAACGCCCCACCCCCAUUCUCUCUCUGUCCCAUUACCACCCCCCCUCCCCCCUCAACCCGAGCAGGAGAUGUCGGACCAGCUUGGGUUGCGCAAGAUGAAUGAGACGCUCAGCAACGUGUGCUUUGAGAUGUCGGAGCAGCUUGGGCUGCGCAAGAUGAACGAGAGGCUCAGCGACCCGACCAUGGGGGCGGCGUUUGACGGCAUUUUCCCCAAAGACACGCCCAAGAACACGCGCUUCGCUAUUAACUUCUUCACUUCUAUCGGUCUGGGAGGGCUGACAGACAACCUGAGGGAACACCUGAAGAACAUGCCGAAGCUGAUCAUGCAGCAACAGAAGCCUGUUCAGCAACUGGCAUCGGGUGGCGACGCGGCGAAUUCUGAAUGCGCGUGGAGAUGUGUGCAGGUUAAAAGGCAUUUUGUGCUUAUAAAAUAUAGACAAGUGCAAGGCCUGCUGGACCAGAACCCGCUGCUGAUACACGAGAUCAAGGCGAACCACGAGGCGAGGCAGCUGAGUUGGCUUCUGUGCAGACCGACCUACGAUGUCGUGCAAGGCCUGCUGGACCAGAACCGGCUGCUGAUUCACGAGAUCAAGGCGAACCACGAGGCGCGGCUACCGGAUGGGCUCAUGCGCAACGUGACCCUUAUCAGAGAGCUCAACUCCAACGUCACCAAGGUGGUGGAUAUUCGUCCUCCCCCCAUGUAUGCUGACAUCUCUCACUCAUUCCCGCGCACCUUUGGCGUAUCCACUGCUGCUCCUCAUGAGUGCUUUCUCACAUAUCACUUCCCUGCUCGCUCCACCUGCUGCUCUGCCUUCUCCCUCCGUGCCCCGUCUGCAGGUGGUAGAUCUCUACGCUCACAUCUCCCGCACAUUCAUGCGCACCUCUGGCAGCUCUUCUGUGCGCUCACUUACCCAUCCGUGGUCGAUCUCUAUGCUGACAUCCCCCGCACAUUCGUGCGCACCUUAGGCAGCUCAGCGGCAUCGCGUUAUGUGCGCUCACUUACAGAUCCGUUCCCCCUUCCCCGUGUUGUCCCUCCCACCCACCCACUCUGCCUUCUCUGUCCCGUGUGUGUGCACCCCCCACAGGUGGUCGAUCUUUACGCUCACAUCUCCAGCACCUUCGUGCGCACCUUUGGCAGCAUAACUGCUCCUCAUGUGCUCUCACUUACAGCUUCAUUCCCCCUUUCCCCCCUCUGUCCUACCGCUCUGAUUCUUCGCCCCCCACCUUCCCCCCCUCCCUCCUCCCCUCCUCCCCCCCUCUCCCCCGUGCCUCUUCUGCAGGUCGUAGACCUGUACGCUGACAUCUCCCGCACCUUCGUGCGCACCUUUGGCAGCUCUGCAGCUACCCGCGCCUCUCCUGGCGCUGCUGGGGGGGAUGCUGCUGCUGCCGGGGCUGUGGGGGGCGACAUCCGUCCCUCUGCUGCCGCUGUUGAUGCUGGAGGGGCUGCAGGCGGCAGCAGUGACGUGAGACGGCUAGCAGGACCUGUAGACGUGCUCGCGACUAGGACCUUUAUGAGCUCUGCCGCAACCUGCCAAUCUGCCGUCGCUCUUGCUGGGGGAGUGCAGUACGUACUGCUCACUCUUUCCCUUCCAUCCCCUCCCUCGUUCGAACUCGCCGCCAAACCCGAUCCCCCAUCCUCCCCUUCCUCCCUCUCUCGUCCACACUCGCCCCGCUCUCACAAUGCUAACGCAGCGAACCCCAAGGGUGGGGAUGGGGGGAGUGGGGGAGGCCGCUGGCAGGGGGAUGGGGAGGGGCUGCUACGGCAGCAUGAUGUAUCCGAGAAGUUCGGGCCCAAGGGGGCCAAUGCAGCGAACCCCAGUGCAGGGGGGAGGCCGCCAGCAGGGGGGAAGGGGAAGGGCGGGGGGGCAGCAGCGGAGGGGGGCGAUGAAUUUGACUACCACAUGGGGCUGUCGACCCGACCCCCCUGGUACUGCAGGGCAUAUCGCAUGGCAUGCAUGCGGCUAGUGCUCUCUUUAGGGGAGGGGGAAGGGGAGAAGUGGGGAAGCAGGAGAGAUGGGGCUGUUGACACGUCCCCUGGUAUUGCAGCCUUUGCAAGUCUGUGCAUAGUGAGCGCCACGAGCAAGGGGCACUGGAGAAUCACACUGAGAGAAACCUACGCUAGUCUUUGCAAGGUGAACGCUACUAGCAAGGAGACAUUAGAGAGCCACUCAGAGGGGAAGAAGCACCGCGGGAAAGUGAGGGGUGCGACCAGGGCUGCUGUGGAGGCGACUAAGGGACAGGAUGAUGCCUCUAGGGCCGCUGAAGAUGCUGGAAACGGUGCAGUAGCUGACAGUGCAGUGCAGAGUGGUGCGGAUGGUGCUGCCAGUGGGAAGGCGAAUGGGGCUCCUGCUGUUGCAGCGAAUGGGGCAGUGACAGGUGGACAAGAGAAUGGGGCAGCGACAAGUGGACAAGAGAAUGGGCAGGAGGAGGCGAAAAGUGGUGGGGAGGAGGAGGGAGAGGGAGGAGCAGAGUGUGGAGCGACAUGUGCUCAAGGCAGUGAGUGCAGUGUGGAGCGACAUGUGCUCAAGGUAGUGAGUGCAGUGUGGAGCGAUAUGCUGCUACCCGUUGCAAACGGUUGGAAAGGUGGAGAGGUGCAGAGGUGCAGAGGUGCAGAGGUGGAGUGGAGAGGCGGAGAGGUGCAGAGGUGGAGAGGUGGAGUGGAGAGGUGGAGAGGUGCAGAGGUGGAGAGGUGGAGUGGAGAGGUGCAUAAAUGCAGAGGUGGAGAGGUGGAGAGGAGGAGAGGUGGAGAGGUGGAGAGGAGGAGAGGUGGAGAGGUGGAGAGGAGGAGAGGUGGAGAGGUGGCGAGGUGGGGAGGUGGAGAGGUGGCGAGCCAUGAGCUGCCACUCAAGGCACUGAGAAAGCAGGUGCUCGCAGCAGCCAAGCGAGUGCUGGCAGAGCAGAGCUCAAAGGAAAGCGCCAAGGACAGCUGCAAGCAGGGAGCAGGCAAGGGAACGGAGAGCAGCAGCAAGGGAAGGGAGAGCAGCAGCAAGGGAAGGGAGAGCUGCAGCAAGGAGGAGCUGCUGGCUGCCUUCCAACGCUCUGUGAGCUCCCUGCUCUCACGCUCCCUCUACCUCCCUCUUGAUCUCUCUAUACUCACUCUCCCACCCUCUCUUCACACUCUCUCCCACGCUCUUGACCUCUCUACAUGCAUUUUCCAACCCUCUUGGCCUCUGCACUCACUCUCCCACCCUCUUGACCUCUCCAUUCAGUCUCCCCCUCUUGACCUCUCCACACUCACUCUCCUCCCCUUUUUUACCUCUCCACACCCAUUCUCCCUCUCUCGCUUGACCUCUCCACUCAUCCUCCCCCUUCCCCCUCUUGACCUCUUCACGCGCAUGCUUCCAUGCUUCCUCUCUCUUGACCUCUCCACGCUAAUUCUCCCACUUGACCUCUCCACACUCAAUCUUAUCUCUCUUGACCUCUCCACACUCAAUCUCAUCUCUCUUGACCUCUCCACACUCAAUCUCAUCUCUCUUGACCUCUCUGCACUGAUUCUCUAUCUUGCAGCUGGAGAAGUGCAAGGCAGCCCCGUCGCCCCCCCUAGCGGCCACGUCACCGCCCCUAUCGGCCCCGUACCCGCCCCUCGCGGCCACGUUGCUGCCCUUCGCAGCCCCGUCGCCGCCCCUAGUGGCCUCGUCGCCGCUCUUCGCGGCCCCGUCGCCGCCUCUAGCGGCCCCGUCGCCGCCCUUCGCGGCCCCGUCGCCGCCUCUCGCGGCCCCGUCGCCGCCUCUACCGGCCCUGUCGCCGCCUCUACUGGCCCCGUCGCCGCCUCUACCGUCCCCUUCAUCGCUGAGCCGCCCACAGCUGAGCAGCCGAGCCACCAAGCCGUCGAGCCGCCAAGCUGCCCAGCAGCUGGGAAGCCAAGCAGCCGAGCCGCCCAGCAGCCAAGCCGCCCAGCAGCCGAACCGCCCAGCAGCCGAGCCGCCCAGCAGCCGAGCCGCUGA
This is a messenger RNA of Closterium sp. NIES-65, 4899 nucleotides long. The record is from the annotation of a GenBank genome assembly. Lineage: Eukaryota; Viridiplantae; Streptophyta; Zygnematophyceae; Desmidiales; Closteriaceae.